Nerophis ophidion (straightnose pipefish) is the source of this 2338-nucleotide messenger RNA. RefSeq names its product solute carrier family 35 member A3b (gene slc35a3b). The transcript is spliced from 9 exons. Bases 316 to 1416 code for a protein of 366 amino acids. Gene Ontology annotation, cellular component: Golgi membrane. Gene Ontology annotation, biological process: pyrimidine nucleotide-sugar transmembrane transport. Lineage: Eukaryota; Metazoa; Chordata; Actinopteri; Syngnathiformes; Syngnathidae. Gene Ontology annotation, molecular function: UDP-galactose transmembrane transporter activity. The record is from RefSeq and is a predicted model, not a curated record.
CCUUUCCCACAUGACAGGUAUUUAACUUUUGCAACUCCACUCUUAGGAUGGGACUCACACGCAAGCUCUGGAGUAUGUUUUGGUGAAUGCGGAAAAAGAAGGAAUCCCCAACCAAUGAGCGACCUCAGGGAGCCAACCACAUCACCUUUAGAGCUUAGAGGGACAACAGGAGUGUGUUGACGAUGACACACACACCGGCGCACACUCAAGCACACACAGAGCGAUUGUGCAGUUCAAACUGUGCCACAUAAGGAGGACUCAUCAGCAUCCCCCCAGGGAGAGUCCGCCGCUGUGGUGUCCUCCUCACACUCCAAGAUGUUGAAGUACCUAUCACUGGGGGUGCUGGUGUUGCAGACCACCUCACUGGUACUCACCAUGCGCUACUCCCGCACUCUGAAGGACGACGGCCCCCGCUACCUCGCCUCAUCCGCCGUCGUGUCCACAGAGGUGAUCAAGAUCCUCGUCUGCACCGUCCUGGUCUACAUAGAGAACAACUUCAGUGCGCAGGCCAUGAAGCAGCUGCUGAAGGAGGAGUUUGUCAACAGGCCUCGAGAGACCCUGAAGUUGGCAAUUCCUGCAUUAAUCUACACGCUGCAGAACAAUCUUCUCUAUGUUGCCCUAUCCAACCUGGACGCAGCCACCUAUCAGGUCACGUACCAGCUGAAGAUUCUGACCACAGCUCUGUUUUCCGUCUCCAUGCUGGGAAGGAGGCUUGGUUUCUAUCAGUGGUUGUCCCUGCUCGUCCUCAUGGCUGGGGUCACUUUAGUGCAGUGGCCCACUGAGCCUGAAGGAGACUUUGAGCAGAAAGUCCUGUCUGCCAGCGCUCAGUUUGUGGGUGUGAUGGCUGUGCUGAUAGCCUGUCUAUCCAGUGGCUUUGCUGGGGUAUACUUUGAAAAAAUCCUCAAGGAAACUAAACAGAGUGUGUGGGUUCGAAAUAUACAACUGGGUUUGUUCGGGUUUGUGUUUGCUACUCUCGGAAUGUUGGGUUAUGACGGCCAGAGAGUAGCAGAGUUUGGGAUGUUUCAAGGCUACAAUUGGAUUGCCUGCACCGUUGUCCUCUUACAGGCUUUAGGUGGCCUGGUCAUAGCUGUGGUGAUUAAAUAUGCCGACAACAUCCUCAAAGGAUUUGCUACCUCUCUGUCCAUCAUCAUGUCCAUGCUGAUCUCCUAUUUCCUGCUGGAGGAUUUGCACCCUUCUGGCUACCGCCGCCGGCUAGUCACCUGUUUCAGGGGGGGAAAGAGGAGUCGAGUGUGUAAAUCUCCUCUGCCACUACACAGCUUCUCCACUGCCAAGACUCACACACGCCUCCCUGUGGCCGCACACGGUAACUGGUACCCUGUGCUUCCAGGCAAAGUUGUACAGGACCUCCGAGUAGCAGAGGACCUCAGAACCUCAGCCCCAGCUAUGGGUAAAUAGCAAAGACCUCAACAGCGAACCAGACGAAAGAUGGCAGCAGUGUGAUGUACCUACCACAAGGGCUGUAAAGGGGGACCUCCUGUUGCCUUAGAUUCCACGCCACUGGAUCCAGGACCCUCUUUAUCAAGGACCGUGUAGUGGCUGGAGGCGCAACAGUCUCCCAAUGUUAAAAGAUGUCUUGCACAGGCAUCCUCCAAAAGGGUAACUCAUUCUAUUUUACACUUCGGAUACAAAGUCCUGGGGCAAUUGGAAAGUGGUGGUGGGGCCAGGAUUUGAAGAGUUUUUCGGCAGCUUCACCAAUGACUGAGCAGCCCUUUUAAGGAUCCAAUCUGCUCACCCCAGGAGGGGAGAGAGUUAGAAAAUGUACCCUAAAAAUAGCCUGCCUCUCCUGCCCUGUCUGGACCUCCGCAUCUAGAGGGGUCACCAUUAUGCGGUCAGAGACACAAGUUUUAUUUUGUAACCUGGAAUUUAAAAUGUGUUAUAGUUGUAUAGCGCUUUUCUACCUUCAAGGUACUCAAAGCGCUUUGACACUAUUUCCACAUUCACCCAUUCACACACACAUUCACACACUGAUGGCGGGAGCUGCCAUGCAAGACGCUAACCACGACCCAUCAGGAGCAACGGUGAAGUGUCUUGCUCAAGGACACAACGGACGUGACGAGAUUGGUAGAAGGUGGGGAUUGAACCAGGAACCCUCAGGUUGCUGGCACGGCCCCGCUCUCAACUGCACCACGCCGUACAAUUUAUGAACCCUCAUAGACAGCCCAGCCAUGGAACGGCCCCGAAGACGAACAGCAAUCGUUUAAAGAACUAAAAAUGCUCCGAAUUGACAUUGUAGCUCUCUCUAAAACCCGCCUGGCUCAUGAAGGGCUGUACUUUCUUCUGGAAAGGAAAUCUGGUCAAUAAAGUGAAGUGAAUUAUA